CCAGACGGCAGCCGCCGAGCGAGACAGUUAACGGCUUCAGUCAAGAUGGCGGUGGCGGUAGCGGUAGCGCGAGCCUUUAUCCUGCGAGAGGGGCUGUCCUUGGCCCGGCGCGGGGCACGCGGAUUGGCGGGAUCCGCCCGACGGUGGCAGCAUGAAGAGUUCUCAUCCCUGGAUGAAAAACCCCAGUUCCCUGGUGCCUCUGCCGAGUUUGUGGAUAAGCUAGACUUCAUCAAACCCAAUGUCAUUUCUGGCAUCCCCAUCUACCGGGUAAUGGAUCGUCAGGGUCAGAUCAUCAAUGCCAGUGAGGACCCCCAGCUAUCUCAGGAGCAGGUGCUGAAGCUGUACAGGAGUAUGACCCUUCUCAACACCAUGGACCGAAUCCUCUAUGAGUCCCAGAGGCAGGGCCGGAUCUCCUUCUAUAUGACCAACUAUGGAGAGGAGGGCACCCACGUGGGCAGUGCAGCUGCCUUGGAUGACACAGACUUGGUGUUUGGACAGUACCGGGAGGCAGGGGUGUUGAUGUACCGAGGCUACCCCCUGGACCUGUUCAUGUCUCAGUGUUACGGCAACUCCAGCGACCCGGGCAAGGGGCGCCAGAUGCCCGUCCACUAUGGCUGCAAGGAGAGAAAUUUUGUUACCAUCUCCUCCCCCCUGGCCACACAGAUCCCUCAGGCGGUUGGAGCGGCCUAUGCAGCUAAGAGGGCCAAUGCCAACCAGGCCGUGAUCUGCUACUUCGGAGAAGGAGCUGCCAGUGAAGGUGAUGCCCACGCCGGCUUCAACUUUGCUGCCACCUUAGAAUGCCCCAUCAUCUUCUUCUGUCGCAACAACGGCUACGCCAUCUCCACUCCCACCUCAGAGCAGUAUCGGGGUGAUGGCAUCGCGGCCCGAGGCCCUGGCUACGGCAUCAUGUCCAUCCGGGUAGACGGCAAUGACGUCUUUGCAGUGUACAAUGCCACCAGGGAGGCCCGGCGGCGGGCAGUGGCCGAGAACCAGCCCUUCCUCAUUGAGGCCAUGACCUACAGGAUCGGGCACCACAGCACCAGUGACGACAGCUCUGCGUACCGCUCUGUGGACGAAGUGAAUUAUUGGGACAAGCAAGACCACCCCAUCUCCCGGCUGCGCCACUACAUGCUGAGCCGAGGGUGGUGGGAUGAAGAGCAGGAGAAGGCCUGGAGGAAGCAGUCCAGAAAGAAGGUGAUGGAGGCCUUCGAGGAGGCCGAGCGAAAGCUGAAGCCCCGCCCCAGCCUCCUCUUCUCUGAUGUGUACCAAGAGAUGCCGCCCCAGCUCCGAAAGCAGCAGGAAUCCUUGGCCCGCCACCUGCAGACCUAUGGCGAGCACUACCCACUAGACCACUUUGAGAAGUGAAGGAGGAAGCGGGGAAAGGGCCACCCCUCCUGCUCUGAACAAGCUUGAAGAGGCCCAUGGGCCCCAAACUGUGGGGGGCUGCCUGUCUGAACUCCCUGAGACAGGCCACCCCUCCCCCACGGCCAGGCUAGGAGCCUGACCUCGAGCACAACUUAGGAGCCCUCAGUGCUGACCCCCAGCACUUCCUGUCUGGGACGGUCCUUCACCUGCUGCCAAGAAGCACUGGGGCUCCUCUGGGGCUGCCCCGGCUGAGAAGGCUCCCCCGUGGUGUGCUUGGAUCCCUGGGAGUGGAAUAAAGAUUUCUUUGCAUUUGG
This is a messenger RNA of Monodelphis domestica (gray short-tailed opossum), 1679 nucleotides long. RefSeq names its product branched chain keto acid dehydrogenase E1 subunit alpha (gene BCKDHA). The record is from RefSeq and is a predicted model, not a curated record. Lineage: Eukaryota; Metazoa; Chordata; Mammalia; Didelphimorphia; Didelphidae. Gene Ontology annotation, biological process: branched-chain amino acid catabolic process. Gene Ontology annotation, molecular function: oxidoreductase activity, acting on the aldehyde or oxo group of donors, disulfide as acceptor. Gene Ontology annotation, cellular component: oxoglutarate dehydrogenase complex.